GGCGUGGUCAAUAAUUCACCCAUCACAUCAGUCUUUGGCUACACUGUACAAGGAACAGGGAUAUUAUUGAUUUGCUGGAGAGAAGGACCCAAUCCGGUCUGAAAUGGCAACUGAUGAGUCCAACACAAGAGCUGUAGGUCCUUAUCUACUCCAGAAAACACUGGGUAAAGGCCAAACAGGUCUUGUGAAACUGGGGGUUCACUGUACUACUGGUAAGACUGUAGCUGUAAAGAUUAUCAACAGAGAGAAACUGAGCAAGUCAGUAUUGAUGAAGGUUGAGCGAGAGAUAGCCAUCAUGAAGCUGAUCGACCAUCCUCAUGUACUGGGACUUCACGACGUCUAUGAAAAUAACGUGCACCUAUACCUGGUUCUGGAACAUGUAUCAGGUGGUGAGCUGUUUGACUACUUGGUUAGGAAAGGAAGACUGUCAGAGAGAGAGGCAAGGAGAUUCUUUAAGCAAAUAGUAUCUGCUGUCGAUUUCUGUCACAAGCAUUCUGUGUGUCACAGAGACCUAAAACCAGAGAACCUUCUGUUGGAUGACCAGCGGAAUAUAAAAGUGGCUGAUUUUGGAAUGGCCUCGUUACAAGUUACAGGAACAUUACUUGAAACUAGCUGCGGAUCACCUCAUUAUGCCUGUCCUGAAGUUAUAAGAGGUGAGAACUAUGAUGGUCGUAAAGCUGAUGUGUGGAGUCUGGGUGUUAUUCUAUUUGCAUUGCUAGUGGGCUCCUUACCUUUUGAUGAUGACAACUUGAGAGUCCUCCUUGAGAAGGUCAAGAGAGGAAGGUUCAACAUACCAACUUAUGUACCAGCAGGAGCUCAAGAACUGAUAAGAGGAAUGGUUGACGUGAAUCCUAAGUCGAGAUUAACUUUGGAUAAGGUCAUGAGACACGCUUGGUUUCAAGGUUCCUUCUCACUGGACGGGGUCAUAGAGCCGGUUCUCCCAAUGGGGGAAGUGGUACAGACCUACCCACUCCUGGACAGAAGUGACAUUGAUCCUGACGUGUUUGAUGGGAUGACAUCACUGGGCUGCUUCAGAGACAAACAUAAGCUAAUGACUAACCUACUGGCACCAGAACAUAACGAAGAAAAGAUCAUAUACUUCCUGCUGCUGGAGAGAAAGGACAAGAAACCAAGUCUUGCUGAUGAAGCAAGGGUCAAUGUAGGACAGCAAAGAGACCCUCCACGGAAGAGAGUUGACUCACAGGCUGUCCUACCCUCGUCCAUUCAAAUGCAACGAGUCCGUUCUCAGUCCAUUGGUUCAGCUGGCCUUGAUGUUAGCCCCCCUCCCCCUCGCUCUAGAGGAACGCCCAGUGUUCCCCCCUCCUACACUCCCCCCACUGGUUACUAUUCAUACAGCAGUAACCAGAAGGAGAAAGGAGGAGGACCGUCUCGUAAAAUAAGCAUGGCAGGACAUGAGUGUCAGACAUUGCCACCGACGGUUGUCACGACAACAGCUGCUGGGGAAACGGGAGGGGCAUCGCCAUGGAAACGUAGACUGUCAACGACUCUGAAGACUAUAGUGAGUUCUCCUCGGUUCCACCGGAAGAGGUUUGAAGAAACACCAAGUGAAGGAGGAGCAGUAGGAGCAUCACCGCAAACUGCAAAAAGGUCAUGGUUUUCCAAUUUUAAAGUUGACAAAGAGAAUGAAGAGGUGGUCGUAGUCUAUCGGGAUAAAACUGGAGCAGAACUAAAACAACUAUUACUUAAAGCUUUCACAGUUGUUAACGUAUCCAGUGAAUUGAUUGGGGAUAACUUGUACAAGUGUAAGUAUCAGAAAUCAACUGAAGCGGAAUCAAAAGGUAAAACUAUUCUGAAGAAAAAGGUCAAGUUCACAGUUGCCAUAAUACCGGUCCAAAGGAGGCGGGGCAGUACUGUGUCGGCUGACAUGCAGACUAACUCAGUGUUUGAUGGACAAACUCACUCUAUGACAUUUGAACAAACCUCAGGGGCGUUAAGGAGGUUCCAUAGGGUAUGUGAUAAGAUACAGGCAGUAAUGGCCGGUGAUUCGUUAACAGGAGGUGUGGUCAGGCCUAAGGCCAGCAGUACAGCAAGUGGUAGUCCCAUUAUGAUGGGUGAGUUUGUUGACUCAGAGACUCGGAGUGGAUCCUCGGAUGAUACUCUUACUCUUCAUUCAACUAACGGAGUCUCUCACGACAGUGGUAAAGGUUCUUCAGCUUCAGUUGAUGUCUUCAUUCAUCGAGCGACCAACCCAGUCCUCUCCACUGGUGGGAGCAGUAAAGUGGGUGGAGCCUCACGACCUUCAAUACUUGAUAGUUCUGAUUCUGAUGAUGUACUGGAUGAAGAUUAAAACACUAGAUCUCCCUCUCUCUCUCUCUCCCUCCCUCUCUCUCCCUCCCUCUCUCUCUCUCCCUCCCUCCCUCUCUCUCUGUUUUGUCUUAUACCUUUAGCUGUCGUCCUGCCUGUGGUCACCAUGGCAACCAUCAGAAACAAUUACUAAAUUAGUCUGACUACAAUUAAUUUCUUUAUAUUUUUGUACCAAUGUGCUGUUGAUGUUGUCUUAUGAUAAUAAUGUUCACUUCAAA
Messenger RNA from Amphimedon queenslandica, 2543 nucleotides. Its product is annotated as serine/threonine kinase SAD-1-like. The transcript is spliced from 18 exons. NCBI's taxonomy places the organism in Eukaryota, Metazoa, Porifera, Demospongiae, Haplosclerida, Niphatidae. Gene Ontology annotation, cellular component: cytoplasm. Bases 104 to 2308 code for a protein of 734 amino acids. The record is from RefSeq and is a predicted model, not a curated record. Gene Ontology annotation, biological process: intracellular signal transduction; protein phosphorylation. Gene Ontology annotation, molecular function: protein serine/threonine kinase activity; ATP binding.